CUCCAUCUGGCCUUUGGACGACGCUUUUUGUUUCUCUUCUUCGGGAAACGCCAGCGUUGCAUGGCAGUGAGCUCCCUGGCCCGUGAGGUGUCCGACCUCUGCAUCGGGAAGCCGGCAGUGAGGUCGCUGCCGCUCUCUGCCACCAUCGGCGACGCCCUUAUCGCCCUCCGGAGCAGCGGAGAGGAUCGCCUCGCCGUCUGGGCCGCUGACCGGAAUCGGCCCGAUAGGAAGGCUUGCGUCGGCACGGUGUGCAUGGUCGACAUCGUCUGUUACCUCUGCUCCAAGGAGAAUAUCGCGGCGCCCGGUGCCGCCCUCGCGGCACCCGUCUCCGUGAUCCUCCCGCCCAAGGCCGCCGCCCCCCUCGUCCGCCGCGUCGAGCCCAGCUCCAGCAUCUUGGAAGCCCUCGACGCGAUUCUGGAGGGGGCGCAGAGCCUGGUGGUGCCCCUCCGUCCCGCCGCGUCGCGGAGGAAGCCCGCGGGCGGAGGCGGCGCCGCCCUCGAGUUCUGCUGGCUGACGCAGGAGGACCUCGUCCGCUUCUUCCUCAACUCCAUCGCCCUUUUCUCCCCAGCCCCCGCGCUCUCCGUCACCGACCUCGGCCUCGUCCACCCUGCCCCACUGGCCGUCCGCCCCCAGGACCCCGCGCUCUCCGCGCUCCCGCUCAUCCGCGCCGCCCUCGUCGACCAGACCUCCGUCGCUGUCGUCUCCGACGACGGCCGCCUCCUCGGGGAGAUCUCCCCCUCCACCCUCGUCCACUGCGACCAGCGCGUCGCCGCCGCCCUCGCCGCGCUAUCCGCCGGCGACCUCAUGGCCUACGUCGACUGCUUCGGUGCUCCGCCCGAGUCCGCUAUAGGCGCCAUCAAGGCCAGGUUGCAGGAGAAGGGGCUGUUGAGCAUGCUGGAGCUCCUGGAGGCCGACUUCUCCCCGCCGUUCUUGUCCUCGGCAUCCUCGUCCUCGUCCUCGUCCUCGUCCGACGAGGAGUCCUCGCCAGCAGCGGCAUUGCAGAGGCCGAGGCGGCUGAGGUCGGCGGGGAGGUCAGGGAGCUACUCGGCGAGGAUGGGGAGACGGUCAGAGGAAGCAAUCGUGUGCCAUCCGGAGAGCUCGCUGGUGGCGGUGAUGAUACAGGCGUUGACGCACCGGGUGAGCUACGUGUGGGUCGUCAACGACGACUACUUCCUUGUGGGGAUCGUCGCCUUCUCUGAUAUCCUCAGCGUCUUCCGGGAGCAGCUGGAUUAGCUUCUUCGACUCGACGAGCGCGGAGAGCGAUGCGCCUCUCUCUCUCUCUCUCUCUCUCUCUCUCUCUCUCUUAAUUAAGCUGCUCCUGUACGUGUACAUUAGUCCGCUAAGCAUCGUUGUUUGUGGGGGGUUUAAUGUGUUGGUUUAGAUGGUUGCUGUUAAUUGCUACGUUUCCAUUUA
Musa acuminata subsp. malaccensis (wild Malaysian banana) is the source of this 1413-nucleotide messenger RNA. Lineage: Eukaryota; Viridiplantae; Streptophyta; Magnoliopsida; Zingiberales; Musaceae. The record is from RefSeq and is a predicted model, not a curated record.